AUGCGUGUAUACAAUGAAAUUAUUUCAGUAGGAAGAGAUAAUUCUACAUAUAUUUUUGCACUUUGUGAUAAUGUUUCAACUGAAACUUGUCAAACUGCAACACCAUCUCAAUCAUGUAUAGUGUCAAGUGAUAACUCUACUGUUCGACAGACUGGAGUUUUAUCAACCGUAAAAAAGACACUUGUGGAAGAUGGUCAAGUACAAUAUGUAUAUACUGCGCCAGGAGGUGGACGAGGUGACAAUUGCCUUAAUAGAACAUCAACCUAUACAAUCUUUUGUGACAAGGAUAUAGUCACUGGCAAUUUUACAGAUUUAUCAUGUUCCUAUGGAAGUAGUAAUGAAUGCCAUUUUAAUUGUACCAUUCGUAGUUAUUGGGCUUGUUCAACUUCAUCUGCUUCUUCUCUUUCAAAUUCAUCCAUACCAUCAUUUUCAAAAAUAUUAACUAUUAUUUUAUUUUUAUUGGCCACCAUAUCACUAUGA
Cavenderia fasciculata is the source of this 480-nucleotide messenger RNA. RefSeq lists its product as uncharacterized. The coding region runs from base 1 to 480 and encodes 159 amino acids. The record is from RefSeq and is a predicted model, not a curated record. The transcript has a single exon. NCBI's taxonomy places the organism in Eukaryota, Evosea, Eumycetozoa, Acytosteliales, Cavenderiaceae.